AACACUAAUCAUAAUUGUCAAACUGAAAAUCGUUUCUGUUUGCAUGCGAUGGAUAUAUAGAUAUUUGUGUGUAAUUUGUAUUAAGAUCAUAUAAUCGUAAUUCAUUUUAUAAGAAUUAUAUAUUAUCUCGUAAAUUCAAAGAGAAACAAGCAAAAAUGGGGCGACGUUCCAUCAAUACCACUAAAAGUGGUAAAUAUAUGAAUCCAACUGAUCAAGCAAGGAAAGAGGCGAGAAAAAAAGAACUAAAGAAAAAUAAAAGACAGCGGCAAAUGGUUAGGGCAGCAGUGCUUAAAAUGAAAGAUCCUACGCAAAUUCUAGAAGAGCUACAGAAAAUAGACGAAAUGGAAUUUAACGUGCUACAACCUUCACCGCUUAACGAAAAAGUGUUAAAAGAAAAAAGAAAAAAAUUAAGAGAGACAUUUGAUAGGGUGCUCAAAAUGUAUGACAAAGAUGACCCAGAGAAAUGGGUAGAGUUGAAGCGUCAAGAAAUGGACUAUGAGAAAAGAAGAACACAUCUAAUGUCAUAUUAUGAUUCUGGUAAGCAUGCGCAGUCUGUACAAGUUGAUGACAUACCUCUGCCUACCCCACAACUACCAGAUAAUCUACUUUAUGGAAAUCUUCCAUCACAAAUCCCUCUGCCAAUGGACACGGCGCAGAGUAAUGGACCUAUUAAAUCCAUAUUGAAGAAGGACACAUUUUACAAAGAGAAGCCGAGCGGUUUAGAACCUCCUGGAGUGCCACCGGGGCCUCCGGUUAGUUUUGCCUCGCUACUUAUGGAAGCUAAAAAGGCGAAAAAGAAGAGUCUACGGUUCUCGGAUAUGCCUGAUGAGGGACCACCGGGAGUUACUAGCAUCACAAUGGCGCCUCCACCAAAAUUGCCACAACCUCUUAUGACGUCUAUCGAAAACGUGGACGGAGAAGCAAUAGAAGAAGAUACGCAAUCAACCACCGCGGUGACUCCGGCGCCGAAGCCCACUUCACUGCAGCAAAGGAUGUUGGCUCUCUCCGGACAGAACAUAGACGACUUCAUGAAAGAGAUGGAAGAGGUACACAGGAAGAAAGAAAGGGAUAGAGCGGCUGAUCUGAGCGCCAGACUAAAUGCCCUGAAGCGCAACACUGGCGGAAGGGACAGUGACUCGGACAGCGACACCGAGGCCGGUGGGCUACAAGGCCCGCCGCCACAACUCGCGCCCGACUUCAGCAUAGAGCCGCCCGGCGCCGAGAUGAGGCAGAUGCCGCCGCCGCUGCUGCCGCCUGGUUUACGACCACCACCGAUGCGUCCGCCGCUGGGCCCCCCGCCGAUGCGCCUGCCGCCCCCCGGCGUGGUGGCGGCGGGGCGCGGCGCGCUGCGGCCGCCGGGCCCGCCGCCGGGCGCGCCGCCGCGCCUGCUGCGGCCGCUGGUGCCGCCGCCGCCGCCCAAGCCUCUCCCGCAGGUGUCCGUGCUCAGCGCCGCGCCGCAACUCAUCUCCAAAAAGGAUGCUGGUAUAAAUCAGUGCACAACAAUAAGUGCAAAGCCGCAAAUAAGGAAUCUGUCCGCGGACGUGACUCGGUUCGUGCCGUCCGCGUUGAGAGUGAAGCGAGAGGACAAGAAAGCCAAGCCGAGCGUCAAGUCAUUGCUGCAGCGGCCCGCGGACAUUCCCAAACAGGCGCCGAGCAAAGACGACGCGUACUCGCAGUUUAUGAAGGAAAUGGAGGGAUUGUUAUAGGAACAAGACCGCCUUCAGGUAGAAGUUUUUAAUAAUAGGUUAGGAGUGGACAUAAAUAUCGGUUACUUUUCAGUUCAAUUCACAUUUGCAGCCAAGACUGUGAGAUAGCACGGAAUACUGUUUUAAGUUUUCUAUAAGUUGUAAAUAGACAUGUAAAGAUUUAUAAAAGUGGAUUGUGUUAUUUACCCUUAUAUUUUACUAACAUAGUAUGCAAAUGUGAAAAUAUAAGUUUUAUAAAGAAGUUUGCUGCUAGGUCAUACUAUAGAAAAUAAAUAAUAAUAAAGUCUGA
Messenger RNA from Manduca sexta (tobacco hornworm), 1995 nucleotides. RefSeq names its product WW domain-binding protein 11. Gene Ontology annotation, biological process: mRNA cis splicing, via spliceosome. Lineage: Eukaryota; Metazoa; Arthropoda; Insecta; Lepidoptera; Sphingidae. The record is from RefSeq and is a predicted model, not a curated record. Gene Ontology annotation, cellular component: spliceosomal complex.